This is a messenger RNA of Paracoccidioides brasiliensis Pb18, 417 nucleotides long. RefSeq lists its product as uncharacterized. The transcript is spliced from 2 exons. The record is from RefSeq and is a predicted model, not a curated record. Bases 1 to 417 code for a protein of 138 amino acids.
AUGCACCCACCAUUUGCCGAAAGUCUGGAAUUUGCGGGGAAGCAACUCGAUAUACGCCUACGUGAGGAGCAACAAGCCACCGGAUUGUGCGCCUUUGUCUACGCACUACAGAGUGGGGGGAAAAGGGAAAGUUUAAUGAUAAGUGUGACAUCGUUGAGUCCAGGUCACCGAAGUGUCCACUCUCGUGGUCUUGCUAAGUCCGAUGUUUCAGUCUUUCACAUGGCUUCAGAACGCUCCAGUUACUUCCCACAAACCAGAGACUUUGGAGAUUCCAGACGAUUAAAAGACGAAGCCUGUUUGAUGAAGUCUCAAUAUAAAUUCGACACUCAACAGAAUCUGAGCCAAGAAGAACGCGCAUUGGGUGGGCUUGCUGGGUUCUCCAACCUUCUUCCAAUGCUUCAGUCCCUACCAAGAUGA